This is a messenger RNA of Gekko japonicus, 711 nucleotides long. Its product is annotated as killer cell lectin-like receptor subfamily B member 1B allele A. The record is from RefSeq and is a predicted model, not a curated record. Bases 1 to 711 code for a protein of 236 amino acids. The transcript has 6 exons. NCBI's taxonomy places the organism in Eukaryota, Metazoa, Chordata, Lepidosauria, Squamata, Gekkonidae.
AUGGCUGGGGAAAUAGUUUAUGCUGAUCUCAAGACCCCCUCUGAACCUCACGCCUCAAGCCCACUUCAUCCAACUCGGCAGCUCAAUGCACCCCAAAAUCCCCGCUGGCAGCAGAUCAUGCUAUGGGUCGCAUGCUUUGGGAUUGUCAUCCUGGUGGCUGUUGUGAUCGCCCUGGUGUUGCAGUUGGAGGCUGAGAAAAGGAAAAUUGGGGUUGGCUCUUGUCCAGUGAAAAGCAAUUGCUCAUCAGACAAUGUCCAGUCUUUUCUACGAAGCCGUUUCUGCAAUCAAAGCCAAGGCAACUCUUUAGUGAAUUCCACUUGCCAAAUCUGCCCUCCACACUGGCACCACCACCAGGACAAAUGCUACUGGCUAUCAAAGGCUUUUAAAUCCUGGAACGAGUCCCAACAUGACUGCUCAGAGAAGGGGGCUCAGCUGGCGGUGAUCCAAGACAAGGAGGAGAUGCCAUGUGUGGGAAUGUUUGCGGGGCUUCCUAGUGACGCGUGGGACUUGCUAUGCCUGCAACUUCCCACUGCGCUGUGCCUUUCUCCGAUGCCUGUCUCCAUCGCUCCAUAUUUAUAUGGCUGGUUCCAAGAACCACCGAGCUCUGCUGGAGAUGAAAACUGCGGAGGAAUAAAGAACAAAAAACCCAAAUUUGAUGUCUGCUCUGCUGUAUAUAGGUGGAUUUGCCAGAAACAUCCCAUUUUGUUAUGA